AUGGAGUCGGUGGACAGUAUGUAUUCGUCGAUGCGCUCACCACUGCCAAAUGGGCAGUACGAAAUGGAUGUUAAGUUUCGGCAAGCGGUCGCCAUCAUGACAAAUCGUGAAAGUUUGGAGUCGCUUUCAUACAGCAGACUGCUUGCACUGAGUGCCGAAAUGGAGAAGCUCAUACAGGUUUACAAUGACAGCCUAGUGGAGCAGCUGGCGCAUCGCGACGAGCUGGAGUACGAGAAAGAGAUGAAAAACACGUUCAUUUCAUUACUUUUAUCAAUACAGAAUCGCCGGCGGCAUUUUACCAGUGAAAGAAAGCGCAAGGCGCAGAAAAUUGACCCCUCGCAACUGCCGCAGUAUGUCACGGCGACUAUUCCGUACGAUGAAACACGCCUCUCUAUGGAUUUGAGCACAUUGGUGGCGCUGAUAAAAUGUAAGAGAUUAAUAAUAUUUUAUAAAUAG
Gongylonema pulchrum is the source of this 456-nucleotide messenger RNA. NCBI's taxonomy places the organism in Eukaryota, Metazoa, Nematoda, Chromadorea, Rhabditida, Gongylonematidae. The record is from the annotation of a GenBank genome assembly.